Striga asiatica is the source of this 786-nucleotide messenger RNA. The record is from the annotation of a GenBank genome assembly. Lineage: Eukaryota; Viridiplantae; Streptophyta; Magnoliopsida; Lamiales; Orobanchaceae.
CCUCACCGUAACACGCACUCGUCACCACCAAAAAACGCUCAGCUUCAAUUUCCUUCAAAAGACCUAGGGUUUCAGAACGCAGCCGGAAAAUGAGCUCCAACGCGUCAACGAAAGGCGGCAGAGGCAAGCCCAAAUCUUCUAAAUCCGUUUCCCGAUCGUCCAAGGCCGGUUUGCAGUUUCCGGUCGGGAGAAUCGCACGUUUUCUGAAGACCGGAAAGUACGCCGAGCGCGUCGGCGCCGGCGCUCCGGUUUACCUCUCCGCUGUUCUCGAAUACUUGGCCGCUGAGGUAUUGGAGCUUGCUGGGAAUGCAGCAAGAGACAACAAGAAAAACAGGAUUGUGCCAAGGCAUAUACAGUUAGCAGUUAGGAAUGAUGAGGAGUUGAGCAAGCUGCUGGGCAGCGUGACCAUUGCUAAUGGUGGUGUGUUGCCAAACAUUCACCAAACUUUGUUGCCCAAGAAAGCUGGUGGGAAGGGGGACAAGGAGAUUGGGUCGGCAUCACAAGAGUUUUAGGCUUUAGAUUUGAUGGGUGUGUAAUAUUUAUUGAAUGUGUUCGUUUGGUGUUGUUUUAAAAACAAGAAGUUUUCAAACUAAAUUUGUUUUGGCUUAUGAAGCUUGACAUUGGCUAGUUUGCUAAUUUAAAUGAGUUGAGUUGCAAUAGUUAAACAGAUUUUAAAUGAAUUGAAUCAAGGAUGUUUGUGAGUCUCUGUUUUUUUUCAAAAAAUAAAUAAAUAAAUUUGAAGUAAUAUAUCGAUCUUUAACAUGUUCAUGAAUGAACAAAUUGUGU